AUGCCGGCCGAUAAACCAAUGAAUCACAUCGCGUUGGAUAACAACGGAAUUGAGCCGCCGAUUGAGAUGUAUUCAUUAUCUUCGAUGACUGUUCAGAAUAACUAUGACAUUGUCAUAAAUAACGUCGAAUGCAAACUUCCGGAUAAGAAGUAUGUCUGCUUUUUGAAUUGCAAACUUCUGAGACAACGAAGCCCUGUGAUAGCCGCUCAAUUUAUGUUGAAUGAAACCUUUAACCACUUCGACAUGCAUGUUGUCUUUGAUCUGUUUAAAAAGGAUAAAUCCAGGAUGAAUAUCGCUGAUAUCAAGAUGGAUGGUUGCAAGUAUUUGGGUUCCAUGUAUCAGAACAACAUCGUAGGCAGAUUGUUCAAGAGACUCAAAACCGUCAGUAAUUUCCCAAACAGUUGUCCUAUUAUAAAGGGAAAAAUGUUCGAAAUUCGCAACUAUACUUUUAAUUCGGAUGAAUUUCCACCAGGAGCCCCGCAGUCCAAAUGGCAAAUGCGUUUGCAACUACUAAAGCGAACUGAGAAAGUUGCGGAUGUAAUAUUCGACGGCAGUGUGGUUUAUAAAACAUAA
This is a messenger RNA of Drosophila serrata, 573 nucleotides long. RefSeq lists its product as uncharacterized. The record is from RefSeq and is a predicted model, not a curated record. Lineage: Eukaryota; Metazoa; Arthropoda; Insecta; Diptera; Drosophilidae.